Ectocarpus siliculosus is the source of this 471-nucleotide messenger RNA. NCBI's taxonomy places the organism in Eukaryota, Phaeophyceae, Ectocarpales, Ectocarpaceae. The record is from the annotation of a GenBank genome assembly.
AUGCUGAGCCUUUUGACCGAAAACAAGCUCGCCAGUAUCGGUGCUGCCGCGAUGGUCACGGGUGUCGUGCUUCUACUCUCCGCCUCGGCCGUCGACACCGAAGCAACCGAAAGUGACGACGGAAGCACUGAACAGCUGGCCAACGCCAACAAGAAGAAAACGCUGCUGGCGCUGGGUGGAUCGAUUUUGUCUCUAGGCGUCCUCGCUCAGGUGUACGACCAGUACACUCGCUACACGUCUCCGGGUAGCUCCUUCUCGUCGUCGCAAUACCGCUCGUCGUCAGAAAUGUCCCCGCAAGAGCUCUCUAGAUUCCAGGACCGUGUGUCCGCGGCUGCGGCGAAGCUGCGACGAAGCAUGGCACAGACAUCCAACCAGAGCGUGAGAAGCAGUGGAUUGGAAGAAGAGUCUGCCGCCGAACUCGCCGCUCGCGCCAGCGCCCAGAUUAGUUCAUUCAUUCAGAAUUACUCGUAA